CCCCAUGUCGCCACCUUCGAAGGCCUGACUUACCCUCUCAGCUUGUGCUAGUUCCUGCUCCCGCCAUGGGACCCACGGGGAGCGUGCUGGGUGACGGACAAAUGCAGAUCGUCCUGUGGGGGAGCCUGGCAGCUGUCGCCAUAUUCUUCCUCGUCACCUUCCUCAUCUUCCUGUGUUCUAGUUGCGACAGGGAAAAGAAGCCGAGACAGCACAGCGGGGAUCAUGAGAACCUGAUGAAUGUGCCUUCAGACAAGGAGAUGUUCAGCCGCUCGGUUACAAGCCUGGCAACAGACGCUCCUGCCAGCAGCGAGCAGAAUGGAGUCCUCACCAAUGGGGACAUUCUUUCAGAAGAUAGUACUCUGACCUGCAUGCAACAUUAUGAGGAAGUCCAGACCUCAGCUUCAGAUCUGUUGGACUCUCAGGACAGCACAGGGAAGCCAAAAUGUCAUCAGAGUCGAGAGCUGCCCAGAAUCCCUCCUGAGAGCGCAGUGGACACCAUGCUCACGGCGAGCAGUGUGGAUGGGGACCAGGGGCUGGGGAUGGAAGGGCCGUAUGAAGUGCUCAAGGAUAGCUCCUCCCAAGAAAAUAUGGUGGAGGACUGCUUGUAUGAAACUGUGAAAGAAAUUAAGGAAGCGACGGCCCCUGGACACCUGGAUAAAGGCCACAGUGGCAAGUCCAAGUCUGCUUCUGCCUUGAAAGAGCUUCCAGGUCUCCAGACUGAGGGCAAAGCAGAGUUUGCCGAAUAUGCCUCCGUGGACAGAAACAAAAAGUGUCGCCAAAGUGUUAAUGCAGAGAGUAUUCUUGGAACUUCUCCAGGAAACGAGGCAGAAGAAGAGGCCCCGCCACCUGUCCCUGUUAAACUUCUGGAUGAGAAUGAAAACCUUCAGGAGGAGGAAGGGAGAGAGGCAGGAGAAGAAAGAAUCGCAGAGAGGACCAGUGAACCCAACAAGAGAUUUAGUUCACUGUCAUAUAAGUCUCGGGAAGAAGACCCGACGCUCACAGAAGAAGAGAUCUCAGCCAUGUACUCAUCAGUGAAUAAACCUGGACAGUUAGUGAACAAAUCAGGACAGUCGCUUCAAGCGCCAGAGUCUACCUACACCUCCAUCCAAGGGACCCCUCAGAGGUCACCCUCCUCCUGUAAUGAUCUCUAUGCUACUGUUAAAGACUAUGAAAAAACUCCAAACAGUACACUUCCACCAGCCCGAAGACCCAGCGAGGAGCCAGAGCCCGAUUAUGAAGCAAUACAGACACUAAACAGAGAGGAAGAAAAGGCCACCCUGGGGACCAACGGCCCCCAUGGCCUUGUCCCAAAGGAGAAUGACUAUGAGAGCAUUAGUGACUUGCAGCAAUGCAGAGAUAUCACCAGGCUCUAGCAACCCAGAAGAUAACUCCAGAUGACCUGUGAUUCACCUGGGGACGUUUCUUCUGUGGAAGAGAAGAAGUGACAUAAAUCUGUGCUUUCCAUGCUGCUUUAGUCAACUGAAGACAAGUGAAGAUGCCAUGACUGUUUUCCCAGUUUUUCCAUUUCUGAGACAGGUACGGACCUGGCUGCACCUGAGUGUGUAACUGCCUGCCAGGGGGACAGGCACACCCAAGCACAUCUCCCU
Molecule: messenger RNA, 1607 nt
Organism: Carlito syrichta (Philippine tarsier)
Lineage: Eukaryota; Metazoa; Chordata; Mammalia; Primates; Tarsiidae
Gene: PAG1
Product: phosphoprotein membrane anchor with glycosphingolipid microdomains 1
Exons: 6
Coding region: 66-1373 (435 amino acids)
Biological process (GO): intracellular signal transduction; negative regulation of T cell activation
Cellular component (GO): membrane raft; plasma membrane
Source: RefSeq, a predicted model, not a curated record